GAUUUGAUACCCUUGGCUAAAUUCUCAGUAUCGCAGGAUCAAGAGAAGUUUCUUGUUCCUUAUCUUUUAUCAGCUCAUUUAACAAUAAAAAUUCAAUUUUUCUAAAAAAAAAAAAUUGCACACAAUGCUGACGCGCUUUAUUCAUUGUUCCAGUAACUAUUUGUCUUCUGGUGUGAUGUAUCGGAUCCGUUUAUAUGAAGAAUUAAACAUUGAAUAAUUGCAAAAAAAAGUAAAUAUCAAAAUAAGUUUAUUACCCUCUAUUGUGCUUGUCAUUUAUAUCUAGGUGUGGAUUGUUUUCUAUUCAAAUGUCACAAAAUUAAAAAAAAAAUCGAGAAAGUGAGAUUUUUAGAGAAUUGAAAAAUGUCGGGAGGAGAAAGAAAAAAGCGAAGUGAUCGAGGACAUGGCUGGGAGGAAGCUGGAGCAGAAUUUUAUCAGGAAAGUUAUCCUGCUGCAAUGGAGGCAGAUUUGCAACAGGCUUUACAGAGAGAUCCUUCACAUAUAGCCACUUUGCUUCCUAGUAAAAAAUCUCGUGUCGCGACUACAAAAAGAGUUCGACACGAGCCACGAACAACUCUGAGAAGACGAACAAGCACCCGUUCACGUUGCGCAAGUACCGCGAGACGAAUGUCCACAAAUGUUCACGAUGCUCAAGUAUCAAUGCUUCCUGAUUUAUCAGAAAAUCUCUCCAACGAAGAACGCACAUGGGAAGAAAUAAUGCAAAUUAAAGCGAUGCCCGUUUGUAUGGCUCAGAAAAUGCAACUCAAAAAUCAAUUGCAGAGUGCAACAAAAUUGAGACUCCAGGGUUUCGAUCAAUUAAAAUGGCAACGAAGAAAAGUUUGGCAACAAUUUCGCAGUCGUGUAAAGGAGACUUAUGCGAAAAUUUCCCUCUGGAACAGCAGUUUAAAGAAGAUUGGCGGUAAUUUUGGUAUGGGUAUUGUUGCCUAUUUUCUCUUCAUCAAAUGGCUCCUUUUUCUCAAUUUAUCAUUGUUUCUCAUAAUUUUCGUAUUUUUAAUAUUACCGACAAUAGUUCUAGAACCACCGAUUCAGGAAAUAUGCAACAUGACAAAUGGUACGAACACCAGUGUUAUUGAAUGUUGCAGUGAACAAUAUACAAAUGGUUCGAAGGAAUUAGACGUAAUUGCCGAUUUUAUGCAGGGAAAUAAUUUUCUCGAAUAUACUCUACUAUUCUAUGGUUAUUACUCUCAUAAUUCAUAUGGAAAUUCGGCUUUUUUCUACGAUCUACCAUUGGCCUAUGUUGGCGUGAUGAUGGCAAUAUUUUCUGUCAGUUUAAUAGCAAUUGUUCGAUCGUCGGCGAGGGAAUUUCGUGAGAGAGUCGUCGAGGGUGAGGGACAAUUUUAUCAGUAUUGUAAUUUGAUAUUUGGCGGUUGGGAUUAUUGUAUAAAUAAUGAGAAGGCUGGUGAAAUUAAGCACAAGGCGUUGUUUAAUGAGAUGAAAGUUCUCCUUGAAUCGGAACGAUUGGAGGAGGAGAGGCAAAAUCGAACGAAAGAGGAGAAAGUAAAAUUAUAUUUUAUUCGUCUUUUUGUCAAUGCAAUUGUUCUUAUGGUGCUUGCUUGUUGUGGAAUUUUUAUUUAUUGGGUUAUUGAUUUUUCAUUUCGUCAAGUAAGCACAAAAAUUGCUCACGACUAUAGUGUGACAUUUUCAUUUAAUACACUUGGUCAGAUUUUAUUUGAAUUCUUGCCCUAUAUUUGUAUUGUUGGAUUAAAUAUUAUCGUGCCAUUUAUAUUUCGUUAUCUUGUGACACUUGAAAAUUAUAGUCCAUUGUUUGUCGUUCGUGUCACUUUGUUUCGUACAAUUUUUCUUCGACUUGCAUCGCUGGCUGUUUUACUCACAAAUUUCUACAUGAAAAUUGUCGGCGAAGUUGGUGAAAAUGAAUGCACAAAUGAAACAACAAAUCGACCGUUGUGUUGGGAAACUUUUGUUGGUCAACAAUUUUUGAAACUCUAUCUCACUGAUUUUAUCACUCAAAUUGUUUUGACGAUAUUCAUUAAUUUCCCACGUUCCCUAUUGGCACGACAUUCGGAAAAUAAAAUACUCCGCUUCAUUGGCGAGCAACAAUUUGAUUUACCAAAACAAGUAUUGGAUGUUGUUUAUUCGCAGACAAUUUGUUGGUUGGGAGCAUUUUUUGUACCACUCUUGCCAUUGGUGGCGACAAUUGGAUCAUUUCUUAUUUUCUACAUUAAGAAAUUCGCUUGUCUUGUUAAUAGUACACCGUCGAGUCAAGUCUACAGGACAAGUCGAUCAAAAUCUUUAUUUAUGUUUGUUCUAUUGAUAACUUAUAUUUUGGCUAUUAUUCCAAUUGGUUAUUAUGUGGUGAAAUUAACUCCAUCCAAGGCUUGUGGUCCAUUUAAGGAAUUAAAGAAUGUUUGGUCACUGAUGGUGGUGACAUUCACAAGAUUUCCCGAAUGGCUACAAUCGUUUUUCUCAUUUCUUGGCACUGCCGGUUUUGGUGUGCCGGCAUUUGUCCUCUUGGCUCUACUUGUUUAUUAUUAUUUCGCCGUUGCCACUGCGAAUAAACAUAUGGUGACUGUUUUGAAAAAUCAGUUGGUCCUCGAGGGUCAUGAUAAACAAUUUCUGUUGAAUAGACUCAGCGCUUUUAUAAAACAACAACAGGAGCAAUCGAAGUAUCAUCAGGGCUCUGAUUUAGGUACUUUUACGUAAUUUUCCAAAAACAGAACAAAAAAAAAGAACAAAAUAUUUAAUGUUAUUUCGAUAACAACUUUUCGUAUUUUGUUGUAUUUAUCUUAAAAUAUUAAUAUUAAAUAUUAAUUAAUAUUAAUUUCUAUAAAGUAUAAAUUUGAUCUUAAUAUUGAAUUUAAAAUUAAUUUUAAUUUUAAUUUUAAUUUUAAGAUUGAAAUUCAAAUGAAAUGAAACUACAAUCAACUUUCAGAAAUUCUUUUUUACCGGGUCUCUUAUCUUAAUUAGUAAAUGAAUUACAAUACUCGUUAUAUUUGUUAUUUUUAAAAAGAUAACCGUAUUGUUUUAUUUUUUUUAGAAAAACGAUAAAAAUUACGAAUUGUUGUUAUCGGUAUUCUGUUAUUUCCAUGAACAGGGUAUAAUGAUUCAGCGAUAAUUUCUUUCUUAAGACUCUAGUCACUUGUAAGUUCUUCUAGAAAUUUAUAGUCUGAUUUGAUAUAAAUAUAUACGUGUAGAAUUUAUUUACAAUUUUUAUACAAAGUUUUAAUAGCUAUUUAAUCGACACUUUUUUACAUUCUGAUCUCCAAGGAAGUCUUUCAGAAAAUCUAAUGGGAAUUUUUUAAAAACUUUUAUACAAUUACAUUCUUUUAAAUAAUAAUAAUAAUUUCAUUUAUUAUUCGAAUUAUUAUUAUUAUUUCCCUUUUUAUAAAAUAUUGAAAAAAUUAGAUUUUUUUACGUGAAAAAUUCGAAAAAAAAGUUUUUUAAAGAACAAAACUUAUCUAAAGCUGAAAUGGAUCUCCUGAAUUUUAGGAGUGUUAUAUACGCUCAAUAUAGCCAAAUCCUUUUUUCCAAAGUACAAUAUUGGAAA
Messenger RNA from Leptopilina heterotoma, 3523 nucleotides. Its product is annotated as transmembrane channel-like protein 7. Gene Ontology annotation, cellular component: plasma membrane. The transcript has 4 exons. The record is from RefSeq and is a predicted model, not a curated record. Bases 361 to 2679 code for a protein of 772 amino acids. Gene Ontology annotation, molecular function: mechanosensitive monoatomic ion channel activity. NCBI's taxonomy places the organism in Eukaryota, Metazoa, Arthropoda, Insecta, Hymenoptera, Figitidae.